AUGGUUCCCGGCGGCAUGCGCAUCGGCACGCCCGCCCUCACCACGCGCGGCUUUGGGGAGGCGGAGUUCGAGCGCGUGGCGGAGUUCAUCGCGCGCGCCGUCGAGAUCGCCAAGGACUGCCAGGCCAAGACCCCCGCCCCCGGCAAGCUCAAGGAGUUCAAGGCCUACUUGGCAGGGGAGGGCGCGAGCCGCCAGGACAUCAAGCAGCUGAGGGAGGAGGUGGAGGAGCUGGCCUCGUCCUUCCCCAUGCCCGGCGUUUGA
Molecule: messenger RNA, 261 nt
Organism: Monoraphidium neglectum
Lineage: Eukaryota; Viridiplantae; Chlorophyta; Chlorophyceae; Sphaeropleales; Selenastraceae
Product: glycine hydroxymethyltransferase
Exons: 3
Source: RefSeq, a predicted model, not a curated record